ACACACACACACACACACACACACACAUUUGCUCUUUAGAAGCUUAAGCUGGAGUGUCUGUCUUCUUCUUAGCUCAUGCACAAGAUCUGCAGCUUCAGAUACAGAAAGGACAUUUUAAGGAUGAGUCACCGUUCUCGAGCCUCCAAGGUCCGGCAGCAUCUCCACUGUGACUCAUGCUACAGUCGGCGCUGUAGGGCUAGGGUGGAGGUUUCUGUGAGCUGUGCUCUUGUCCCUUGCCGUCUCCUUUGUGGAGCAGUUUUCCACCUGUGCAAAGAGGAGGAUCACCUGCUGCUCUGCCCCAAUGUGAGAGUUCCCUGCCUCAACGGCGAGUACGGCUGCCCGGUCCAGCUUCCUCGCUCCUCGCAGAAGGCUCACCUGCAGGUGUGUCCGGCCAGUGUAGUGUGCUGCUCCAUGGAGUGGAACCGCUGGCCUGUGACAACCUGUUCUCAACCAAACACAGAGCUGUUUGAAAACCUGCUCAGAGAACAAAAGCAGGAGGAAUGUCUGGACCUGGCCAUGGCUCUGAAAGACCAGGAUGCUCUGUUUCACUCCAUGAAGAUGAAGAAGCUGUUCCCAGAGCUGAUCCAGAGUGUGGAGGAGGAGGAGAGAGAAGAACAAAGGCAGGAGGAAGAGAGGAGGAAGGAGAAGGAGAAGAAGAAGAGUGUUCUUUUGGAGAAGGAAGCGGCAGAGAGGGCAGCUUCAAAGGAAGCCAGAGACAAAAUCUGGGAAGCAGUUAACAGGAUUAACGUAAAUUUCCCUGAUGAAAAACAGGAAGAGGAUGAAUAUGAGUAUGAAGCUGGGGUGGAAAGUCAGCCAAUGCUGUCUCAGGAGGAGAGGGAGGCUAUAGCCAGAGCAUCAGGAGUGGAUGCUGAUCUGUUAGUGAACUACAAUGCCUGGGAGCGCAUGUUUAGUAUGGAGAUGGGAGGCUGCAGGGAAGCUGAGGGGACAGCAGCAGCAGACAGAGGACAGGGAAGAGGGGUAGGGAAAAGCCUGGGUACACUGAAGGAGGAGGAUGAAACAGGUAGCUGUGCAGGUGCCGCAGCAACCAGCAGCAGUGCAUGCUCUGUUCCCUCCACAUCCUCCUGUCGUACUGGAAAACCUAGAAUGAAGAACUUUGUGUAUGGAAAAGUAGAGCCGAUGAAAAUCAUGACCGUGCGCACGUUUAAAGUCCCAAGCAGCUUCACAGCCAGGCAGGGUCGCAUCCGCAACCCUGGCUUCUACAAGAGAGAAAAUGAAGCUGUGGACACCAGCGACCUGGGGGUGGCACCAGGAGAGAUGCCAGUGUGGGAGGAGGUUCAGGCCUCUCUGCUGUGCUCCUUGGAGAGGGAGCAGAGGGGUCACCUCAUUGCUGAGAGCAUGUCCUCAGACAGUCUGCUGACGGAUCAAGGCACGCAGACCUACAGCUUCCUUUCCGCUCCCUUCCGCAGGAAGACCUCGCUUGCUGACCUGACAGCUGGAAAACCGCUGGAGCUGCACCUUCAGCUGCAGUUGGAGAGCGUCACCAGCCGGCACAACAAGGCCAGCUCCGCUUUCACCUUCCUCUGCGGACACACCUUCCAGCGCACGGAAUACGGCAAACAUUAUAAGAACAUUCACAGCGACAUCCAGAUGGGUGUGGACGGCUGGUUUGAACAGAGGUGCCCCCUGGCGUACCUGGGUUGUACCUACACCCAGAGGAGGUUUCGGCCCUCCACCUACGAAGCCACCGUCAGUUUCAAUGAGGAGCUGGGCUGCUUUAGCUUGCAUCCCACCGCCGCGUCCUCUCAGACUAGAGGAGGAGGUCAGGCCGAAGGAGGAGAGGACUCUCUGAGCGUGCUGCCCUAUGAGGUCUUGUGCCAUGUGGCCAGUUUUCUGGACAGCCUAUCCCUGUCCCAGCUGGCCCUGGUGUCAAGGCUCAUGAGGCAGGUCUGCUCCUCUCUGCUGCAGGAGAGAGGGAUGGUGACCCUCCACUGGGAGAGGUCAAGCUCAUCACAAGGACGAGUCAAUUGGAAGGUGACACAUAAGGUGUGGCAGUUUAGCUCCCUGUUCUCUCCUGUGGACUCCUGGGGCUUCAGAAACAUCCCGUCCAUCUCAGAACAUCUUAAAGUGUGUCACUACAAUGAGGUUGAGCGCAAGACUGAAAAAAUGUGCUUGCCACGUGCUCAAGAAGAAAUUCAAUCCAACAAGAGCUGCAAAGGUCCCACGCUGGUCACAGUGUUCCAGGAGAAGAGGAUCUUGAUGUAAGAGCUGCUGUCAGACAUCAGAUAUCUAUGGACCUUAGAUGCAUGUCAUGUUUGUUUCUCUCUCUAUUCUCUCUUUAUUAAGAAUUGAGUUUAAAUAGAUAAAGAACAUAAUCCUGAUUUUUUUGUGGUAUAAUAAUGUGACAUCUAGCACUUUAGGACGUUAAAGAAGAUUGAUGCUCUAUGUUUGAAAUAAAACUACCAAACUAA
This is a messenger RNA of Girardinichthys multiradiatus, 2429 nucleotides long. RefSeq names its product F-box only protein 40-like. Gene Ontology annotation, molecular function: ubiquitin protein ligase activity; protein binding; zinc ion binding. The coding region runs from base 76 to 2223 and encodes 715 amino acids. Lineage: Eukaryota; Metazoa; Chordata; Actinopteri; Cyprinodontiformes; Goodeidae. The record is from RefSeq and is a predicted model, not a curated record. The transcript is spliced from 7 exons. Gene Ontology annotation, cellular component: cytoplasm.